Messenger RNA from Phlebotomus argentipes, 4090 nucleotides. It is a transcript of the gene snz, whose product is annotated as sorting nexin-25. Gene Ontology annotation, cellular component: intracellular membrane-bounded organelle. Lineage: Eukaryota; Metazoa; Arthropoda; Insecta; Diptera; Psychodidae. The coding region runs from base 577 to 3459 and encodes 960 amino acids. The record is from RefSeq and is a predicted model, not a curated record. Gene Ontology annotation, molecular function: phosphatidylinositol binding. The transcript has 4 exons.
CAAUAUUUUCUCAUAUUGGCUCAGUUGCGGGCAGAAAAACCGUGUGAAAGUAGUGAAAGUGCUCUUGUGAGUGAUGUUCAAGGAAGUCACCACAAAGAUCUAGGAUUGCAAAGGUGGACUUUUGAAGAAAAUCGCAUUGAAAUUGCGAUACAAGACGUCUGGCUACAUCUGCGCCACCAGUAUCGUCGCGUGAAAAGUUGUGAUACGGUGUGGAGUUUUUCCCGCGCUUUUACUGUCGACCAGAGAGGGAAAUGAGGAUUGAAACUUGCAUGUAAUUUUCGAGUGAAUUUCAGUAUUUUCCUCAAAAAUUUCUAAUUUUCUGUGUAGUGAAUGAAAUCUUGCAGAAAGUUUUAUCAACUCUGAAUGUUGAUGUCCAUUAAUUCCUUGUCAAAUCUGCAGUGAGCAACAAUACUCAGUGUUCCUGGCUUUUAGCCAAAUUCCCUACAUUGAGACAUGUGUUUUUACGUUCUCAGUCACAACAAGAGAAUCUUCAGGCAAUUAGUGUGAAGAUGUGAGUGCAAUUGUGUAGAAGAGACACUAGAAAACAUUGAAAUUGCACACAAGCCUGCCAGAAAGAUGAAUUUACUUUACUGGACCGCUGGAAUUGUGACUCUCCUCACAGCAAUCAUUUUCUACUACCCCACUUUCUUCUAUGUUUUCCUGUUUGUCCUGUAUUCAGCAACGCUUGUGAUUUUGUCUAUCGCCGCAACAAUUUAUGUUCAUUGUCUGCUAUCAUCGAAGAGCCAGCCUCAAGCUAGUCACUUGCCAUCGAAUGUGUUGUACAAUGCGACGAGAUCCAGUAUCUUCGAUUCGCCAAAGCCCAUCAGGAAUGCUUCGAGUUUGCCAGUGAUCUUUGGACGCACUGUUGACGGACUCUUGCAGCAAAUAAUUGAGUACACCAUCAGAGAUUUUAUCUCACCAUGGCUGGGUCAUGUUGUGAGGAAGCCCAAAACUCUUAUGGAUGUUGUGCGGGAAGACUUGUGGAAUGCCAUUCAGAAGCUGCGUGAGAGGGCGGUGAAAGUCGAUGGGCCGAAGAUGUUCGCUGUAGACAUUGUGGUGCGAGUGACUGUGCAUCUGGAGAAGAUCAGGAUCUAUCAGGCGAGACAGAGUGAUGGCGGAAGUGCUCCGACCUUUGCCACGGCGUCGUACUUAGAGUCUGAGGAGAAGGAAUUGGAAUUCCUCAGGAAGAUAAGUGAGAUAAUGGUGAUAUUCCUCUUGCCACGAGGCUACUCACUAUCGCCACUGAAGAAUCUCAUUAGCGAAAUCCUUUCGUACAAGAUAUUCCAUCCGCUAAUCAAGAUGCUCACCUCGCCGGACUACAUCAAUCAGAAGAUUGUGCAGUACAUGGAAUCUCGAUUGGCAGCAGCGGCGAUAAGCAAGAGGAGCUAUGAAUAUGCAGCGAGUUUUGAGGAUUUCCUCAAGAUUAUCAACAAUUCCCAGAGCGUAGAUGAGUUGCUGAUGAUGCGAUCCAGCAUUGUGAAUGAUAUCAUGCAGGCCACAACUAUGCAGAAUCUGCGAAGGGCUAAAGGUCUUGACCCGGACGGUGAGGAGGGGAAUUUGUCAAAGACUUCGCAGAAGCUGAAAAGAUACAUUCAACAGCUAACAUUGGCUCGUGCCCAAACAGAAAGGAAUCUCAACAAACUGGGAUGGGAUGGAAAUUUCAACACGACAGACUUGAAUCUCUCUAUGCUGGACAUUUUGUCGACUGUUGUGGGCAGGAGAUACUUAACACUCUUCCUGGAGCCUCUCCAUGUCAGCUCUCUUGUGGGAUUCUACACCUCCGUGGAGGAACUGAAGCACUCUCCAAAGACUUCAGAACACCAGGUCGGAGCGGAAAUCUUCUACACUUACAUUCGGGCUCCGUCAUCGGAGAUUGUCAUUGACAAGAGCGUGAGGAAGAAGAUGGAAGCCUUCCUUCUGGGCGACAUUGGAUCUGAGGUGUUCUAUGAAGCCCAAAAGACUGUCUUGCAGACACUCGAAGACAAAUACUAUCCACCUUUUCUGCAAAGUCAACAAUACCUGGACUUGCGAAACACUCUCACGUCUGAGGAUAUUAAGGAUAUUUCUCUGAGUAACUAUGCCGACUCUACGGAUGAGAGCAGCAGUGUGAAUAGCGAGGGUAGUGACAUGAGUUUAGAUCUCACUAACCACUCAACGUACGCAAGGAACAAGCUCGACCAGCUCCAAGAGAGGCUCAAUAACAAAAAUCAAGCUCUGCAGGCGCUGAAAUGCUCUCUGAAGCCUGAAUCAAAAAUCUUGUCCAUUCUGGAGAAGGAAGUGGACUGGUUGAAGGGUGAGAAGCAUCAAUUGGAGGCUCAUUUGAUGCGAACAGAGAUUUGGGCGGACAAUUUAGGCAAGUGGAAGGCCACAGUUCAGAGUGUUGAUGUGAAUGAGGAGAAGGAUUCCUUGCAAUUUAUGAUCUUAGUCCAGACUGAUGAGUCCGUUGGUCAGGAAUGUGGUGAAAAUAGUGAGGAGAAUGGUGAUAAUGUGUCCACUGGAUGGGUAGUUCUGCGCUCUCUGAACAAUUUUCAGGAACUCAACAGAAAACUUCGUCCGCUGUGCAGGGAAAUUCGCUCUCUGGAGCUCCCAUCGAUGACUUUCAAGCUCUUCUUCCAGAAGAACGACAAGAGCUCUCUUGAAAAAGCCAAAGGACAGAUACAGAAGUAUCUGAACUUCAUUCUGACUGAUGAUCACUUGAACCAGAGUGAGGCUCUCUAUGCAUUCUUGAGUCCUAGCUCCGACCAUCUGAAGCAGGUCACGCCGUCUCCGAAGAAAUCAAAAUUCUCCUUGGCCACUCUCUUCAAAGGCAACGCUGUGGAGACGAGCAAACAUGACGCCUUCUGGGGCUGCCCUAGGGACAGUGGCGAGGACGAAAUGUCAUCGUAUCUGGAAGGCGCGAACAGUACCGAUGCUGAAGUUCACAAAGGUGACGGAGAGGGUGGAAAGGACUCCAUCGCUGAACCACUUUACGCCCUCCUGGGAGAGAUCUUCGACAUGGGCGGAGUGUUUAAAUGGGUGCGCAAGAGUCUAAUAUCCUUCGUGCAAAUCACCUACGGACGCACGAUCAAUCGACAAAUCCGUGACACUGUCAACUACCUUUUCGAGGAGACUAUGCUGCACCACUACGCCUCCACGGCGCUGAAGUCCUUCUGGCCAGGCGGUGUUCUGGCGUCCGCCUAUCCCGAGAGGACUGAUGAUAUGCGCGAGAUGACAGCCAAUGCAGCAAAGUCCCUUCUCAUUGACAACAUUCCCGAAGUGCUGUGCAACUUGGUUGGUGCUCAAACGGCUAAACAUGGAACAAUAAAGAUCUUCGAGACUAUUCAGGAUGUCACACACAAUAAGCAACUAUUCUAUGAAAUGCUGGAAAUUUUGAUGUUGGAACUCUUCCCAGAAAUCAGGCAGUUGAAACCAAACUACAAGCAACAUUCCAACAAUUCCCACCCCCACAAGAUUCAGUAGAGAGAUAGAAAAAAUAUUGUUUGGUGUAUAAUUUGGUCUGUAUAUUAGCGUAAAGGAAAAUACCACACGUUUAUUAUCAGAAUAUCCACCAAGUAGAUGUUUAAUGUUAUCUAUAUGACACUGAACUGUCUCUAUACAGAUAUCGCAAAGAGGAAUUUAAAAGAUGCAGUAUUGCAAAAUGAGUUAAAAUAUUCGACAAUAGCGUCGAAUAGCUCAUUCUGCAAUAUUUGAUGGUGCAUAUUGAGUGCCAUUGUCACGUAAUGAAGUAGAAAGAAUAUUUUUAUCAAAUAAAUACUGCAGUAUCCAGUAAAUGGAGUCAUUGUGCUAUGUGUGUGCGUGAAAAAGGGGAGGAAACAGAGAGCCAAAACAGAGGCUGAUGGUCGUCAUGAGAAGAAAUUGAAUGUUAUAUUAACAUAUCUAGUCAUAUAUGAAAUAAUUAUACUAUGAUACAUAAUUUCACAAUACGAUAUUGAUGGGAAUCAAUGUGAAUAUUUUACGAAAGAUAUUUCGAAGAAUGAUCGAUAUAUUUGCUAUGAAAUUUUCUGCAUUCUCUUACUUUCAAUCCACAUUGUACGAUUUAAUGUAAUAGACAUGAGAUAAUAAAUCUCUGGCUUUUAGUUUAAAUGGAAAA